Molecule: messenger RNA, 2527 nt
Organism: Medicago truncatula (barrel medic)
Lineage: Eukaryota; Viridiplantae; Streptophyta; Magnoliopsida; Fabales; Fabaceae
Product: kinesin-like protein KIN-10A
Exons: 5
Coding region: 163-2427 (754 amino acids)
Biological process (GO): microtubule-based movement
Cellular component (GO): microtubule; kinesin complex
Molecular function (GO): microtubule motor activity; ATP hydrolysis activity; ATP binding
Source: RefSeq, a predicted model, not a curated record
ACCCUCUUUUUUCACCAUAACUCUCUCUACUUUCUCUUUCUCUAUCAUCAUCUUCUUCUUCUUCAUCUUCAAUCUUUUCUCUCAACUGGGUCACUGAUUCAACACAAAAGAUUCAAUCUUUCUUCCAUUUCAUUUCUGGGUUUUACUUCAAAAUUCACAUUCAUGGCACCCACACCUUCUUCUUCUUCCAAGCAAAUCCACACAACCCAUUUGAUAACUCCACGUUCAAAGCAUCGUCUUAAUUUCAAUGGCGUCAAACCAGCACCUACACCACCACAUCCACACCCAUCACCCCAUCCAAAUUUCAACAACAAAGAUUCUCCCCCUGAACACCCAAUUGAAGUUAUUGCGAGAAUUCGUGACUACCCGGAUCGAAAAGACAAGCCUUUAUCUGUUUUACAAGCAAGUUCUAAUUCUAGAUCUAUAAGGGUGAAGGCUGAUUUUGGUUAUAGAGAUUUUACUCUUGAUGGGGUGUCUGUUUCUGAGGAAGAAGAAUUGGACUUGUUCUACAAGAAAUUUGUGGAAUCAAGGAUUAAUGGUGUGAAAUUGGGGGAUAAAUGUACUAUUAUGAUGUAUGGACCAACUGGUUCUGGUAAGAGUCAUACGAUGUUUGGGUGUUCGAAGCAGGCGGGGAUUGUGUAUAGGGCUUUGAGGGAUAUUCUUGGAGAUGGGGAUACAGAUUCUGAGGGUAGUGAUGGUGAUUCUUCUAAAGGGUUUUGUCUCGGGGUGAGGACUUUUGUUCAGGUUACUGUUUUGGAGAUUUAUAAUGAGGAGAUUUAUGAUCUUUUGUCCACUAAUGGAGGUGGUGGUGGAGGUGGAGGGUUUGGAUUUGGUUGGUCUAAGAGCAAUGCUUCAAAGGUCAAACUUGAAGUGAUGGGAAAAAAGGCUAAGAAUGCAACCUAUAUCUCUGGAAAUGAAGCAGGAAAGAUCUCAAAAGAAAUUCAGAAAGUGGAGAAGCGAAGGAUUGUUAAAAGCACACUUUGUAAUGACAGGAGUUCCAGAAGUCACUGCAUGGUAAUACUUGAUGUCCCAACUGUGGGAGGACGGCUAAUGCUUGUCGACAUGGCAGGAUCAGAAAAUAUUGAACAAGCUGGUCAAACUGGAUUUGAGGCAAAAAUGCAGACUGCAAAAAUUAAUCAAGGAAAUAUAGCAUUGAAGAGAGUGGUCGAGUCUAUUGCAAAUGGUGAUUCACAUGUGCCUUUUAGAGACAGCAAACUUACCAUGCUUCUGCAGGAUUCAUUUGAAGAUGAUAAGUCAAAAAUUCUAAUGAUACUAUGUGCAAGUCCGGAUCCUAAGGAGAUCCACAAGACAAUCUCUACACUAGAAUAUGGAGCCAAAGCAAAAUGUAUAGUUCGUGGUCCUCAUACCCCGGUUAAGGAGGAGGACUCUUCUUCUACUGUCAUUUUGGGAUCAAGAAUUGCUGCAAUGGAUGAAUUUAUCAUGAAGCUACAAAUGGAAAACAAGCUAAGAGAGAAAGAGCGAAACGAAGCGCACAAAAAGCUCAUGAAGAAAGAGGAAGAAAUUGCUGCUUUAAGAACUAAAGUGGAAACAGCUCCUGCAAGCGAGGAGGAGAUUAACCUUAAGGUAAACGAACGAACCCGCCAUCUGAGACAGGAGUUGGAAAAGAAAUUGGAAGAGUGUCAAAGAAUGACCAAUGAGUUUGUUGAGUUGGAGAGAAAGAGAAUGGAAGAAAGGAUAUUGCAGCAGCAGGAGGAAGUUGAAAUUCUGAGGAAGAGACUGGAAGAAAUUGAGUUGCAGCUGUGCAGUUCUUCAAAGCAAGAGCGUAAGGAUGAAAACGAGUCAAAAGAAAUGGAGCCGAAUGGGUUCAUGAGAAAACUGCUUAGCGUUUACAAAAGCACGGAUGAUCUUGGAAUGGUGAAAUCGAUGGAUUUGGACAUGGAUGAUCAAGAACCAUUCCUUGCGCGCGAAGUUAUUGUCGGCAUGCAAGGCAUUUCACCAAACCAACCUUGUCCAAAUACUUUGAAAAAUGGAGUACAAGAAGAUGCUUAUGUUUGUGCACCAAACUUUGGUCAAAAAGCAUGUCUAAGUACAGUAUAUGAAGAAGAAGGAGAAGAAGAAGCAGAGCAGGAUCAUGAUAAAGUGGAAGAAGAUGAGGAAGUGGAGAAAGAGGUGAUAGAGGAAAAGAGGGUAUGUAGUGUUGUUAACAAAAGUCCGAAGAUAGAGGAUUAUACUGGAGCGGACAAGGAAAAUAAUGGUUCCAAUAGGCUGCUGAGAAUUCACAACAUAUUUACUCUCUGUGGAAACCAAAGGGAACUCUCCCAAUAUGGAACACCAAUCCCUACAAAAAAGAGGUCUGAUGAAAGUUUUGAUUUCAAAUGCUCUCCUGUGAAAUCAAGUGAGAAGAAGGAUUCUGUUUUAAGAGUGUCCAACAAGGAGAACUUGGAAGCAUAUGUUAUUGGAAAUUAGCUUCAAUUUAUAUGUACUGAAGCAUGAAAAAAGCUGUAUAAUAUGUGAUUGGAGGAUGUGUUUCUUCCUAUGAAAUACUACUAUUUCAUUUUGUGUUGAA